CCCCCAAAUGGAGGAGAAAGCGAAAAUUUGAAAUACGAAACCCUAAAUUCAUCUAUCCCCAGAAACCUUUUUCGGUUGCUCCUUUUACGUGUUCUUCACCAACUUGAUUAAGGUUUUGGUCUUCAUUGGUUUUGGAUUUUACGACUCCGAGUCAGAUAGCACAAUGUUGAAGUUCCUGUCGAGAGUGAAAAUCGAGUUCAACGCGUUGGAUCCUCGAACGGCGUCGUGUAUGGAAUUUCUGGCGCAAUGCAACUCGCGUAAGGCGAAGGAAUCGAACCCGGCGUGCGAAGUGGAGGUAAAGCGCGGCAAGGUAGAGUGCGCGCCGCAGAUAACAGUGACAUUCGUGAACGGCGUGGAGGAAUUGUUCGACGCGACGGCGACACCGGCACAGAGCAUAAGAAACUUGAUUCUGGAAAAGGGUCGGCAGCUCGAGACGGAGCAGAUGUUUCGUGAAGCAGGGGAAUCCUGGCCCGUUAUCAUCCCCGACGAGGAGCUUUCUCAAAUUGCACCCCCUACCAAACCAAGGAAAGCAGAAGACAAGAAGCAAUAGCUAAAAAUUCUUGAGCUUAUUAACUGCUGGGGAUUGUUCUGGUUUUUCUUUUUUCCUUUUGGUUAGCGGAGAAAAGGCAUCCGAUUGCUGCUGCUUCAUGCCUUACUUUAUUUCAGCAUCUAAUUAUUGACUACAUGAUUGCAUAUGUUUUCCAUAAUAAUGUAUGCCCCUCAAUUGCUGAAUUUUGAAACUGUAAUCUUGUCGAUCUUGCUUUUUUCUUUCUUCUGGUUUGCACCUACAGUGUUUCUAUGUCAAUGCUCUCUAUAAAGUACGAAUAUUGUGAACAUAAGCUGCCAAAUCACAUCAGAUUAUUGAUUCAGAAGCACAACACACAGAAACACAAACCUUUGAAGUUUGGCUAUCAA
Molecule: messenger RNA, 915 nt
Organism: Vigna unguiculata (cowpea)
Lineage: Eukaryota; Viridiplantae; Streptophyta; Magnoliopsida; Fabales; Fabaceae
Product: 39S ribosomal protein
Cellular component (GO): mitochondrial large ribosomal subunit
Source: RefSeq, a predicted model, not a curated record